UACCUCAAAUUAGAGGAAAUUGGUGCUUCUCACCUUGGGCCAUCUCUCCAAAGUAAGCUCAGUAGUGUGAGGUCUUAACUUUUCCUGUUACCCUGAGCCAGGCACCAGACACGGAUGUGACCUUCAAGGGUGAAAGCACAAAAAACGUGACCAUGCACAAACGUGAGGAGCUAGUUGUCACUUGCCAAUCAUGUGGCAAGAGCCCACCAUCUGUGGCACUGAGCAUCUAGCCCACCAUAAGAAUAAGUACAGCCAUGUAAGAGGGUAGAACAAUUCCUACGCAGCAAGAAGGUGGAGAGAGCUAAGGGCUCAAGAGAGUGACAUCCUUGAAGGGAGGUGCUUCAGAGGGGCAAGUGGGUACAGAGCCUGGUUAGUGGCUUAGGGCUGAAGCAGGGUCACUUCAGCAUGAAUCAGUUAAGCUAGGAGGCCUAACUCCUGGGGUGGGGGUGGGAGGAUACCCUGCUGAUUGGCCAGAAGGCCAUAGAGCUUUGUGAGGUCACAGCUUGCAGGCCAGGUUAGGGCAGGAGUAUGGUAGAGAUGGUGCCAACUGUCGUUCUGCUGGUCUUUGCAGUGCCCGUGUUUGCCAAAGAUAACACCAUGUGUGAUGGCCCCUGUGGGUUACGAUUCAGGCAGAACCCACAAGCAGGUAUCCGGGUUGUCGGAGGCCAGACUGCGCAGCGUGGGGCCUGGCCCUGGAUGGUCAGCCUACAGAUCUUCAUGUCCUACAACAGCCGUAGGUACCAUGCCUGUGGAGGCAUACUGCUGAAUUCUCACUGGGUGCUUACAGCUGCUCACUGCUUCGAUAACAAAAAAAAAGUCUAUGACUGGAGACUGCUUUUUGGAGCACAGGAAAUCGAAUAUGGGAGAAACAAGCCAGUGAAAGAGCCUCUGGAGGAGAGAUACGUGCAGAAAAUCAUCAUCCAUGAAAAAUACAACGCUGUCACAGAGGGGAAUGACAUUGCUCUUGUGAAGAUCACCCCUUCUGUUGCAUGUGGGAGCUUCGUUGGGCCAGGCUGCCUACCUCAUUUUAAGGCUGGCCCUCCCAAAAGUCCCCAAACCUGCUACGUGACUGGGUGGGGAUACAUAAAAGAGAAGGCCCCCAGGCCAUCACCUGUCCUGAUGGAGGCGCGUGUGGAUCUCAUUGACCUUGACCUGUGUAACUCAACCCAGUGGUACAAUGGGCGUAUCACAUCAACUAAUGUGUGUGCAGGGUAUCCUGGAGGCAAGAUUGACACCUGCCAGGGGGACAGUGGUGGGCCUCUCGUGUGCAGAGACAACGUCAACAGCCCCUUUGUGGUCGUGGGGAUCACGAGCUGGGGGGUAGGCUGUGCCCGUGCUAAGCGUCCUGGAGUCUACACAGCCACCUGGGACUACCUGGAUUGGAUUGCUUCCAAGAUCGGCCUUAAUGCUUUGCACACAGUUCAACCAGCUGCCCCUCCCCAGUCUUCUACCCACUCACCGCUCAUGUUCAGCCAUCCCACCCUUCACCCUUGGUAUUUCCAUCAUGUGCCUCCUCCACGACCAUCUCAACGACCUAGACCACCUCGGCCUCAGUUUCAUCGACCACCCCAAGUCCAAUUCCCGCCAUACCAAAUCCAGCCCUCAACCCCAUCCCAAUCUAUGUCGUAUACUUACCCUACACAUCACUUUGAGCAUCCCACAACACCAUUUUCUUUUGUCCGGCACGUACAACAAUUCAUGGAUAUUAUGAAGAAGAGGCUUUAUUCUGUCUCAAAUACCAAUUUACCAAUGAACUACCCCACGUAUGAGCCAACAAACCCAGUGAGCCCCUCCUUCAUUCCUGAGAAAAGAGAGAUGAAAUAAAGCACAUAUAUUUAUAUACACAUAGAUGCUUUCUGGACUUCUGUCUGCCUUUCCCAGUUCAGUCCAAACCCUCCUCCAUCAAAUGUAUCCCCUCCUUUCUUUACCCUCCA
Nannospalax galili (Upper Galilee mountains blind mole rat) is the source of this 1934-nucleotide messenger RNA. It is a transcript of the gene Acr, whose product is annotated as acrosin. The transcript is spliced from 5 exons. Lineage: Eukaryota; Metazoa; Chordata; Mammalia; Rodentia; Spalacidae. Gene Ontology annotation, cellular component: acrosomal vesicle. Gene Ontology annotation, biological process: proteolysis; acrosome reaction. The record is from RefSeq and is a predicted model, not a curated record. Bases 529 to 1824 code for a protein of 431 amino acids. Gene Ontology annotation, molecular function: serine-type endopeptidase activity.